AGACUUGUUUUUCUGCCUGGCAGUUUCCUGGAGCCAAAUGGCUCCUGCCUGCCUGCUUGGGGUCUGCAGCCUCCUCUGCGCCUGGUCAGUGGUGACAGGACACCCCUGCAGCCUUGACCACCAGGGAUGGGCCGACUGCAACGGGAAGAGCCUCCUGCACGCUCCAAGUUCCCUUCCAAGCAACAUCACCGGUUUGGACCUCUCCUUCAACUCCUUGGUCAUGCCCCAUCAUGGGACUCUCUUGAUGAAUUUCCCUUCCCUACGCUCCCUCAACCUCUCUAGCAAUGCCCUGCUGGCUCUGAGAUCAGCGGUCUUCUCCAACCUCAGGGCACUGCGCCUGCUGGACCUGAGCAGCUGCAGCAUUGCCUACCUCCACACGGAUGCUUUCAAGGGACUGGGAAACUUGCACACACUGCUCCUAAGAAACAACAGUCUGCAAGAGCUUGAGGUUGCUUUCUUCCUGCCACUGAAGGCUCUUUUCCACCUGGACCUGCAGCACAACACACUGGUCUCUCUGGACACUCGGAGCUUGCAGCUGAUGGAGGCAGUCCCGCAGGUCCGGCUGGAAGGGAACCCCUGGGUCUGUGACUGCACCGCGCAGCCUCUGCAGCAGUGGCUGCAGCGCAGGCAAGCUGUGCAGGUCACCUGCGCAUCACCCCUGGGGCUGCGGGGCUGGGAGGUUGCAGCUCUGGAUUCCCAGGACCUGGGCUGCCAGAUGAAGCAGCGGUUUCCUCGGGGGCUCAGCACGACACAGCAGAUCACAGUGACCCACAGCAACACCACCACACCGCCCUCCGGGAAGGGGGGAAGGAGCUGGCCGUAUCUGGUGGGCUUCCUGGUGACAGCAAUUGGCAUCUCCAUCCUGAUCGCGCUGGCUGCCAAGUGCAAGCUCUUCCACAAGAACUUUGCCAGCUACCGCCACCGGCCGCUGCCUGAAACCAGCUCGAUCAGAGGCAGCCCCAUGGAGGAUGGCAGCAGCUGGGACAGGGGGGCCAGCGAGAGCCACCCCAUGCCUGGUGCUGCCGACCUGCAAGCUGAGGAUGAUGACGGUUUCAUCGAGGACAACUACAUCCAGCCAAGCGAGCAGCUGCCAGAAGAAGAGGAGCAAGAGUCACACAUCUCCAUCUGA
Nipponia nippon (crested ibis) is the source of this 1129-nucleotide messenger RNA. RefSeq names its product chromosome unknown C1orf210 homolog (gene CUNH1orf210). The record is from RefSeq and is a predicted model, not a curated record. Gene Ontology annotation, molecular function: protein binding. NCBI's taxonomy places the organism in Eukaryota, Metazoa, Chordata, Aves, Pelecaniformes, Threskiornithidae.